AUGGAUGGUACCUGCGGUGCCUGUAAAGCAGGAUAUUAUGGAAAGAGUUGUGACAAGAUGUGUAGCAGCAACUGUAGAUCUACCAUAGGUUCACCUGUAUGUAAUUACACCCAUGGUUCAUGUACUGAUGGCUGUGUACAUGGUAAAAAAGGAAACCACUGUUCUGAAGAUUGUCCUGAAGGGUGGUAUGGUUUAAACUGUUCCAACAAGUGUGGUUAUUGUAAAGGGGGGAAAGGGUGUAAUGUAUCAUCAGGAGAAUGCGGCUUACAGGGCUGUCAGGAACAAUAUACAGGGCCUAAUUGUCGAGAGGAAACCACGAUCCUUCUGAGUAGGGAAGAUGUCAGAAUUAAUAACGGUCAGGCUUCACAACCAACCACAACCAGAAUUCUUUUGGAGGAUUUAUGGAAAUAUACCCAUGAUAAGAAAACAGGAGGAUUAUUCAUGAAAGAAUAUCGGAAACUACCCAGUGGUAUGUGUGAGUCACAUGUAGUCGCUCUGUUGCCACAAAAUAAAUUAAAGAAUAGAUAUAAAGAUGUAUGCGCCUUUGACCAUACCAGAGUUAUUCUGGAUAUAGAAAAUAGCAACUCUGAUUCGGAUUACAUAAACGCCUGCUAUAUUUCGGGCUACAAAACGGUAAAACCGGCUUACAUUGCUUCACAGGGUCCUACACCAGCUAAUAUUAAUGAGUUCUGGAGAAUGAUCUGGGUGGUGGAAGCUGAUAAAGUUGUUAUGUUGACUAACCUGGUUGAACUUGGAACUAGUAAAUGUUUACAAUAUUGGCCGCUUGUUGACCAGAAAGUUGAACACGGGGGUAUAUCAAUUAUAACCAUACAGGAAGAUAUAUUUUCUCAUUUUACUAUUAGAACACUUCAAAUAUCGAGGAAUGGCGGUGAUGAGACCCGGACAAUCAAACAGUAUCACUAUAAAGCUUGGUCUGAUAGAACAGUACCACCCGAUGUUGUGUCGUUAAUAGAAUUCAGAGACAAGGUGGUGAAAUCACCAACUAAACAUCCUGGACCAAUUGUCGUUCACUGUAGUGCUGGUAUUGGUCGAACUGGGACCUUUAUAGCUUUAGAUUAUUUGAUGGAAGAAGGAAAAGUUGAAGAUUCUGUUGAUGUAUUUAACUGUGUAUCAAGAAUGCGACAUGAACGGGUCAACAUGGUUCAAACAAUGGAUCAAUACUGUUUACUUCAUGAAGCAUUGGCUGAAUGGUACUUGAUGAAUGAGACUGUUAUUCCAGUUACAUCCUAUCAACCAGUCGUUCAAACGCUCCUUAAAUCCAACAGACAAACAGGGUUACCACAGCUUCAAAGCUUGUUUCAGAAGAUAAAAUAUGCUUGUCCAAAACAAGAUAAAAGUGACUUUUUUGCAGCACUUUCCGAAGAAAACAAAAAUAAAAACCGGGAUUCGACAAUAUUGGCCUCUGAUAAAUAUCGAGCAUAUCUGAUAACAGAAGUUGAUGGUUCUAAUGAUUAUAUUAAUGCUGUUCAUCUUCCUAGUUACACACGAAAGGGUGGUUUUAUAUUAACACAGACACCAUUACGUAACACAGUGACGGAUUACUGGAUGCUUGUGGCUGAUGCCGGUGUUCAAGUUAUUGUUGAUUUUGAUCCAGUAGUUACCGGCAUAAAGGAUUCUAAUCCGUACUUCCCAAGUAUUUCAACAACACAACGGUUUGGCCCUCUCCUUGUAACGUGUACUGAAGAAGAUGUUCAUAUAGAGACUGGUCAUUAUACAAUAAAUAAAUAUAAUAUUAAACAAGCCACUAAUGAUGAAUUUAACCUGGAUGUAAAGUUAUACAAGUGUAAUUUCUGGAAAGACGACACAACUGUUCCCGUAUCCCCCGCGCCAAUAUUCAUGGUUUUGAAAGAUAUUCGCAACUCUUACAUGGACUUAUAUGAUGAUCCAAUCCUUGUACAGUGCAUAAAUGGCGUCGAUAAAAGUGGCUUAUUUUGUGUUUUGGCGGGAACUAUUGAAAGGCUUUUUACAGAAGAGAAUGUGAAUAUAGUUCAUGUUAUUCAACAGUUGAGACGAUCACGACCACAAGUUAUUACAUGUUAUGAACAGUUCCGGUUUUGCUAUGAAGCCAUCGCAGAAUAUUUGUAUGAUAGGUCAGGUUACGUGAAGUCUUGCUGAAAGGGGGAUAACCACAGUGUUUGUUUGCAAUGUUUUACCAAUAGUUUAUAUUGCUAUUCUUCUGGUUUUGCAACAAUGAAGACAUUUAUUUUGUAGAAACUGUUAUAAUUAAGUCAUCGCCCUUUUUAGAUUUUGUUUUGGUUGUUCUGCUUUUAUUCAUUUCUUACAUAUAAUGGGAGGUUUACUUUUGCUUUUUUGUUUUUAAUAUGAACACAUUUUUAAAAUUUUAAAAUUUGCGAUGGUUUUAGUAUAAUAUUAUAGCUAAAGCAAUGAUUUUUAUUAAUUACUCAAAGCAGUGAUUUUUUUUGUUUUACUCAGAGCAAUGGUUUUCAUUAAAUAAGAUAACGGAAUGAAUUUUUGUUAAAUUACUAAACCAAUGAUGAUUUGAUUAUUUGACCAAUAUAUUUUUGUGAUUGUUUUAUUUAGUUUGAAAUACACAUAGCUGCAUUGUAUUUUGAAUGGGUUCGUCGUUGCUAUAGGAAGUGACCAAUAGGUGUUGAUUUUUUUAGCCAUGUGUUAUUCACGUGCACCGCUGCACCGUGUAAUUUCAGUCAAAUACACCAUGACAGGUGAACUUCUCCAAGCUAUAUUACUCAAUAUACAGGGAAUCUUUUCAAACAUCUUUCAGGCGUUCCGGUAGAUCAAACAAUGUGGUGGGGAAGUGAUAUGUUUACAGUCAUCCUCGUUCUCCCCAGUGGCCUCAUUCCGUUCUACACCACUAACCUCUGGGUUAAUCUAUGGAGGGGACACGUUUUCAAGUCAUCCGCUAUUUUUAUCGACCAAUCCCAUAAAUCGUUAAUUGAAAAGGAAGUUGGCAAAGGGAAGUAAUUCUCAUCGGGUAAAGUAAGCCAAAGCUCCCCUUCAAAAGACAAGGUUAGGAAUUAGCCAGAAGGUAGUCCAAGUUAUACUAAAUGCAUAUUAUUAACAACAAAUUACAGUUAUUUUAUAAUAUAAUAUAUUCUUCAAAAAAAAAAACGCAUAGUGACAUUUCGUCGUCGGCAUACCCUCGCUCUACCAUCGCCUCGUUGCAACAGGAACCGCGACUCGUCGCUGAACCAAACUGUUCUCCAGCGUUGCUGUGGCCAUACACUGUGUGUCUGAACCCAUUGAAGUCGGAUUUGACGGUGUCGGCGUAUUUCAAAACGGCGUAUUUCGUAAUCCGGUUUCGCGUUGGCGUCUAUGGACUGUCUAGUCUGAGAUUCUAUGCCGUCCAGGAAUUGCUGUUGCAGUAGAGGUCGCUGUUGUGAACCGUUUCCCCAAAUGAAGUGUGUUUCUUUUCUCUUUUUUUUUUUGAAGAGUAUAUUAAUGAAUACCGGACAGGUGUUUAUAUAUGUAGGUUCAGGAGUGUUAUUGUGAAUGUGUUAGUUGUAUUUUACGUCCGCUUCCACCGAGGUGAUAUCGCAGACAAGUUUAUUGAGAAUCAAAUUGCCAGGUAUAAUACGUUCAAUAAUAAUAAACAUAACAGAAUGAAAUAUUUCAGACAUAUAGAUGUUAUACAUAUUGAAAUCAGCGAAACAUACUACAGAUUUUGAUCAUACAAUUAAAUAUAAAUAAAUUAGAAAUAUAUACAUUAUUUACAUAAAUCAUUGAGUAAAUGGACAUGAAUAUGGUUAUCUACCCUUAUAAAAACGAAGGCGAAACGAUUUGUUUGUAAACUGUUUUCUGAUUAGUUCGUAGACUGUAGCUAAAAUCUAGGCCAGGCAGAUAAUCUGAAAUCGUGGAAAUCCUAUGGAUUAAUCCAGGGUAUAUUGGAGUAGAACGGAAUGAGUACCCUGGGGAUACUGAGUAUGGUUUACAGUAGGUUUUUUUAUUGGUUGGAGGAACAGCAAAUGUGAAGAAUGCCAUAUAAAGUAUUGUAGUAGAUAUUUAAUACAUUCCGCUUAUUAUUUGGUUUCUUUUUUAUUAUUAUAAUGUACUUGUAUUAUUGUUGAAUUGGUCUCUGCUUAAUUUGAGAAAAAAAUACGUGUC
Patella vulgata (common limpet) is the source of this 4104-nucleotide messenger RNA. Its product is annotated as receptor-type tyrosine-protein phosphatase kappa. Gene Ontology annotation, biological process: protein dephosphorylation. Gene Ontology annotation, molecular function: protein tyrosine phosphatase activity. The transcript has 18 exons. Lineage: Eukaryota; Metazoa; Mollusca; Gastropoda; Patellidae. The record is from RefSeq and is a predicted model, not a curated record. The annotation marks the transcript as partial.